Durusdinium trenchii is the source of this 264-nucleotide messenger RNA. The record is from the annotation of a GenBank genome assembly. NCBI's taxonomy places the organism in Eukaryota, Dinophyceae, Suessiales, Symbiodiniaceae.
AUGGAUCGGCGCCGGCAGCCUCGCAGAGCCUCUGCGCAAGUGCAUGAGGAGCUGAACGACACCGUGCAGCGCUUCAUCACUCGUGACCGCUCCUUGAACGAUGUCACGCGGGAGCUGCACCGUGGCAAGGCGCUACUGGGCCAGAGUGAUGGCUUGGUACAUGGGGCUGUGGACAAUGCCAUGGCCACCAUCAAGGAGGUCUUGACUUUCAGGCUCCAAGAGUCUGCAGUGGAUGCCAUCUUGACUGGCAAGCGGAAGGCCUGA